This is a messenger RNA of Betta splendens (Siamese fighting fish), 1335 nucleotides long. RefSeq names its product synuclein, beta (gene sncb). Gene Ontology annotation, molecular function: cuprous ion binding. Gene Ontology annotation, cellular component: cytoplasm; neuronal cell body; axon terminus. Lineage: Eukaryota; Metazoa; Chordata; Actinopteri; Anabantiformes; Osphronemidae. The record is from RefSeq and is a predicted model, not a curated record. Gene Ontology annotation, biological process: synapse organization; chemical synaptic transmission; synaptic vesicle endocytosis. The transcript has 6 exons. Bases 176 to 526 code for a protein of 116 amino acids.
UGAUAGUCUUAGCCGUACUGUGAAGGGGGCCGUCCCUGUUGGUGGAGAUCAGCCCGAGGAAGGCCCACCUAGUCAUCAUUUGUGGAGAUAUCACCCAUUUAGACGAUAGUUUGACUCCACUGCGUGACUGAAUCAUAAGGACAAGUCGAAGGCACUUUGAAGUAGCUCGGCCAAGAUGGACGUGUUCAUGAAGGGUUUGUCUAAAGCGAAAGAGGGCAUGGCUGUGGCUGCAGAGAAGACCAAGGAGGGAGUCGCAGUUGCAGCUGAAAAGACCAAGGAAGGAGUGAUGUUCGUAGGUAGCAAGGCCAAAGACAGCGUGGGCACAGUGGCUGAGAAGACCACUGGAGCCAUGGGGAACAUCGUUGCAGCCACAGGCCUGGUGAAGAAGGACGAGUUCCCCUCUGACAUGAACCCUGAGGAGUAUGGGCAGGAGGCCAUGGAGGGCCAGGGAGAGGCAAUGCUGGAGCCAGAAGGGGAGACAUAUGAUGAGUCCCAGGAGAGCCAGGACUACGAGCCUGAGGCGUAAGAGCAUCAGUCCCAGACACCAUCUAACCAGCAGCACAAUAAUAUUUGUAACAAUAAAACGGACAAAUGCUGAAACUAUUACAAUUACACCCCUGUUGCAAAAAAAAACAACAAAAAAGACAAGCAUUCCCACUGAAAAUGUUCUUCCUUCGAGACAAAUCUUUUAUUAUAUAUUGUAAAUGUCAUGUUAUUAAUGUAAUGUGUUGGGUGUAAGUAUUUAUUGAAGUGUAGGAUUUGUCCUCGCGGUCUCAUUUCCUUGAUUCCCUCCCAAUGAAAUGAGACCUGAGCCAGGGCUUGUGACUUUGUACUUAUGUGUAUCUGUAUUUAGACAUGUGCAAUAGAUGUUCACCAUCUUCCAGUGAGACGCUGGGAGUGGAAAAAAUAAAUAUGUCCGGUUGCAAGCAGAUAUGAAUACAAUAAUAUCCUCUUCAGUGUCGACAAUGCCUGUUUGUGUUUUCUUUUUCUCCUUUUCGUUUUUUUGUUUUUGUUUUUUUUUUGCAUUUCUUUGAAUCAAACUUAAUUUGAAAAUUUUUAAAGUAAGUAUGUUUUUUACAUUGUACCUUUACAGUUGCUUGUGAAAUCAUUCCAGUAAACUAUCCGUUAGAAAUGGACAGAGUGUACCUGUUUUUGUGUGCGUGUGUUUGUGCGUACUGAAGAUUUUAACAAGUUAAAUCAAGUCAAUAUAUUAUGUCUUGAGAUCAUAAUGGUUGUCAUAUCAAUAUGUGCUUUCAAUUGCAGGACUUGUCAGUAUAAAGGUUUAUGUGUUAAGCCAGACAUACACAUCCUCUGUAAAUAAAAAGUAAAAAAAGA